Alosa alosa (allis shad) is the source of this 4244-nucleotide messenger RNA. Its product is annotated as prostaglandin F2 receptor negative regulator-like. The transcript has 9 exons. The record is from RefSeq and is a predicted model, not a curated record. NCBI's taxonomy places the organism in Eukaryota, Metazoa, Chordata, Actinopteri, Clupeiformes, Clupeidae. The coding region runs from base 590 to 3250 and encodes 886 amino acids.
CGAUUGCGAGCUAAGGUGCAGUUGUUCUCAUGAGUGGCGCGCAUUAAUCAUCUAUUAGGCUUCAACAUUCAGGGGAAUGAAGAUAAAAUUGGGAGUGGUGGUCGGCGGAAUGCUGCCAUUUUUUCCCUAAGAUAAAUUAUUUAAUCAGUCUCUGUUACAUUUGUUUUGUCAUAUUCCUCUGUGGUAUGGAGAGGUUCACCUGCUUAUUCAGUGUUCCCACAGCUUCGUGUCGUGUCUCUUCCUUUAUCCAAUGAAAACCCCCAAGUCACUCAUACCUACUUCCGGACGUAGACUCCUACCGCUGCAGAGUAGCUUUCAGUUCUUAGUGCCUGCGCUACUCAGAAGACGGAUCGUCAUGAACCAUGUGUGUCGUUGCCGGUCGCGUUGGAUUACAAAAGUAUCAUUCUGAGGAUUUUUCUACGGAUAAACAGCAGAUCACAACUAAAGUCCUGAGAAGUAGUGGAUAUCGGCAAGAGUUGCGCUCUGUUGAACAUAAGGAAAUAUCACGGGAGCGUUCAGUAUUCCGUUUGAGGCGUGGAUGACAAAGAGAUUUAUUUGAGUGGGAAAGUAGCCUGUGCACCUCGCCAAAAUGGAAGAGAUCUUUGCUUCUUUUAUUGUGUUAGCAACUUUAGCUCUAUGUGAGGGCAGGGUUGUGAAAGUUCCGGUCGGCCCUUUGGUCCGUGUUGAGGGCCAGGCUGUGUCCCUUCGCUGCGACGUAUCCGACUAUGAGGGUCCCAGAGAUCAGGACUUUGAGUGGACCAUGCUGCAAGCGGGGAAGGAGUUACAGGUUGUGUCAACGUUCGACAGCGCGUAUCCCGACACCCUCUUGAGGGACCGCGUCUCCAGUGGCGACAUUAGCAUCAAGAAGCUCAGCGACUCGUCUGUCGAGCUGAAAAUCAAGAAGGUUCGAGCCACAGACAGUGCCACCUAUCGGUGCAGUACUCCCAGCACGGACACGACGGUCAAAGGGAACUACUUUGCAGAUGUGGCGCUCAAAGUGAUAGGGGACAGCCUGAGGGUGGCGCCGUCAAUCCCAAAGCCUGUGGUGUCUGAAGGGGACCAGCUGGAGCUUCACUGCAACACCACCAGAGCGUUCACCGAGCACACCUCCCUGUCCGUCACGUGGUCCCACAAGAAGGGUGGCUCGCCAGCGUCGGAGAUCCUGACCUUCGGCCCUGAGGACAAGGUCACGGUGGCCACUGGGUCUGCCCAGCGCUAUGCGGACGGCGGGCUCCGAUUGGACCUGCGUGGAGGCGGGUUCUACGGGCUGGUUCUGUCUGGGGCCCGGCCAGAGGACCAGGGGAAGUACGUGUGCACGGCCAGAGAAUGGGUGAGGCAGGCCGGAGGCUCCCUGGACAAGAUUCUGGAGAAGAGUGAGGAGAUGGGCACUGUCACCGUCAAACCUACAGCCAAUUCUCUCCAGGUCACUGUGGAGAAGAACACCACCUUAAACAUGGAGGACACCCUCAACCUCACCUGCUCCGUGGCUGGCGACCUGGCCUCCCUUGGUCUGGAGGUGGAGUGGCUCAUGGGGUCAGGCGCGUCCGCCAGCCCACAGGUUGUAGUCCGCAUGGACCGGGACGGGACGGUCACCGGAGGCUCGGCCCAGCUGGCUCUGUCGCGGGUGGCGCCGGGAGACUUUCGACUCGUGGCGCCGAAGGUGGAGCGGUCCAACUCGGGCUGGUACUCCUGCCGUGUGCGGGCCUGGCUGCCCCAGAGCAGCAGCAAGUGGUACCAGGCCGCAGAGAUGACCUCCAACCCGGUCCAGGUUCUGGUGGCCCAGCUCGAGCCAGAGUUUAAGGUCACCCUCAGCGCUGCGGUGUCCCCUCAGUUCACCUACGACCCCACUGAGCUCCUCUGCGCGGUCACCGACAUCCAACACCUGCGCGAUGGCCGCCUGGGGGUCACCUGGCUCUACUCCAACGCCCUGCCCGGCGACACCUCCGCCACCACGGAAACCAUCGGCACGCUGAACGAGCUCGGCGUCCUGGUUGCCGGCACGACCUACCAGCAGCGGCUUGAGUCUGGGGACAUCGCGCUGAGCCGCGGGGAACCCAACGUCUUCAGGCUGAGGCUGCUCCGCACGCGCACCCAGGACAUGGGCGAGUACUCCUGCAGCGUGUCCGCCUGGACGCCCUCCAGACAGGGAGGCUGGGAGCAGGCCAAAGAGAUCUCCUCCACACCGAUCAAAGUUCAGUGGAGCCCCAAGACCCCGGUUCUAAGCGUGGUGGCCCACCGGAUCCGGGAGGCCUCCAGCGCCGGUUCAACCUUCGAGAUGAGCUGCCACGUGACAGGCCAGAACCUGCAGAACCCCGGCUACUCUGUUCUUGUGCGCACGGAAGAGAAGUCCGGGGCGGCCUCCCGCAAGGUGCUGUCCCUAAACGCAGACUCGGUUCUGCAGCUGGAGGAGUGGACGGAACCGGGCCGCGUGGACAGUGUGGCGCUGGAGAAGACUGGCCCACUGGAGUACCGGUUCCGUCUGUACGGAGCGCAGCUGAGGGACCGUGGGUUCUACUACUGCGAGGUUGCAGCCUGGACACGGGAACAGGGGGGGUCUGGGUCUAGUGCUGGCUCUGCGUCUGGCACCAGAGGAGGAGGAGACUGGACCAGGGUGGUCAGUGCCGAGUCCAAUAAGAUCCAUAUCUCGUUUGAGGACACAGGUCCGGUGUUCAAUGUGUCCAUUCAUUCAGACCAGCAUAGGGUGGCUCCAGGAGAGACAGCUAAACUUCAGUGCAUCAUUACUGUCGUAGGAGCUUCUCCCAACACAGGUGACGUGUCGUUCGAGGUGCAGUGGUUCCAGUCCCCCAUCCGCGCAGUGGAGAACGGUGGGGCCGAGCCGCUGGUCAGCAUGGACCGCUGGGGCGUGGUGCGAAAGAGCGCGCCGGCCGCCAACCUGUCGGCGGACUGCAGCCUGGAGCGCAGCGACGCCCACACCUUCACGCUGAGCGUGCACGGGACGCGCGACGCUGACGCAGGGGACUAUUACUGCGUGGCCACGCCCUGGCUGCUGGCCCCAGCCUCGGGAGCCUGGAGUAAAGGACGCCAGCUCAAAUCACAGCCCAUAUACCUGUCCAUCAGGCUGGCACUGUGGGCGUCCAUGCGUCUGCCCCUGCUGUGUGGCGUGGGGGCCGCUGUGGCCGUCGGCCUGCUGUCCAUCCUGGUGGGCCUGAUCUGCGCCCAGUGCUGCUGCCGCAACGCGCUGCACACCCCCCGCUCCACCAACAAGCUCAUGGACAUGGAGAUGGACUGACUAACCGCCCCGCCUUUCCCUCCGCUCAGACACGCCUUCAACGGGCGCUCCGCGCGGGAUCGGGAUCGGGGUUGCGACCGAGACCGAGAGGGAGAGGCCGGCUUCCCCCCCUUUUCUCCACUGACCACAGACUCGUUCCCUUCAAUGUGACUCCCAGGCUCUCUCUCUUACUCGAGGCUUUUAUGACAAGGCCACACACACACACACACACACACACACACACACACACGCAAGCACACACACACAUACAUUAUACACCGUGACCUAGGGAGCGAGCUCUGGCAUGGACGUUAUUGCCAGGUUAUGUUCCAGGAAGAAGCUUUUUGCUCUAGACUGCGCCUCAAAGCCUCUGAGACUGAGGGAAAUAGUUCAAAAGUGUGUGUGAGGGUUUUAAGAGACACUAGUGUAUUUUUUAUACGUGUAUGGUUAUGUGUUCUAAGAGGAAGCUUAUUGCUCGAGACUUCACUUCAAAGACAAAAAGUAUGUUUUUUUGUGCGUGCGUGUGUGUCUGCGUGCGUGCGUGUGUGUUUGGAGGGGAGGCUCAAACCACUCUGCACAAGACUAUUCAACUGCUCGCUGCUGAGCCAAAUUGACCGACGACGCACUUCUUUCAGGAAAACCUCACCAGCAGUGGCACAGCGUACACACACGGACACACACACACACACACACACACAAACUAGUGUAAGUGUUUUUUUAAGUGUAAAGUGGCAGAGUGCUUCUCACAGGUGUGUGUGGGUGUAGAGGGGGCUGUUUAAGGUGGCAGGCUUUAUGUGGAGUGGUUUAUGGACCCUGUGAUUUCUGGUGGUGGUUGGCCUGAAACAGACUGCUAUGCAUCGUAUUGGAGGAGAGUAACAGGAGAGACACUUGACCCUGUGAUGGAGACUCUCUCUGCAGGGGAGAUGCCCAGCAUCCACCUGACUGGAAAUUCCGUUUGAUGUUGUGUUUCCAUGAUGAUAUCCCCCACCCACCCCACCCAGGGAGCACCACUGCA